Messenger RNA from Anopheles marshallii, 990 nucleotides. RefSeq names its product elastin-like. The record is from RefSeq and is a predicted model, not a curated record. The coding region runs from base 1 to 990 and encodes 329 amino acids. The transcript is spliced from 3 exons. Lineage: Eukaryota; Metazoa; Arthropoda; Insecta; Diptera; Culicidae.
AUGCGUCGUACGUCCGUUGUGUCCGCAAUGGUGCGUUCGUCUGGAGCGAUUAUACUGCUCACUGCGGUGCUCGUUGUAGUGCUUCCGAUUGAAAGAACCUCGGCAUAUACUGUGGAACGGGCGGCAACUGUAGAGCUGCUACCGAACGAUCUGAUCAGUGAGGACCGGGAGCGAGAUGAAGCGAACAAGGUUAUCGCCACACCGAAGCAGGUGAUCGAGAAUCAAGUGUCGAAAACGUGGAAAACGAUCGUGAGGCAGAUGCUUGACGAUACAACUACCGGGCUGAAGCAGAAGCGAACGGUGUCCCAGCUCGGCAGUGCGCUGGUCGUAGUGGAGUUGCUGUUAUUGUGCAGGAAGAUGGCUCUUGCAGGUUUAAUACCACCUCAUCCUUUGUUUAACUUUGGACGACAAGGACCGCUAAACGCAGUGUAUGCCGCAGCACCGGAACCAGUUUCGGAUAUCGUAAGUUACCCAGCGGGUGGUGUGGUUCCCGAUUUGAGUGCCACAAACAAUGUUGUCCCGGGAGCUCCCGAUGUCCAAGGAAUGAUACCGACUGGUGGUGGAGGAAUAUUACCAGGAAGAGGAUCUCCAAUACCAGGAGGACUUGCUGGUGAAUAUCUGAACCCUGUGAGUCCUACAGAGAACGUCCUACCAGUAGCUGGCGCUGUUCCGUAUAUUCCGGAUGCUUCGGCUGCCCAUGGAAUGAUACCAUCUGCUGGAGGCUUACCUGUUGGAGGUUCCUCACUAACUGGAGCUGUUGCCGGCACAGGGACACUUGGCGCUGUUCCGUAUAUUCCGGAUGCUUCGGCUGCCCAUGGAAUGAUACCAUCUGCUGGUGGCUUACCUGUUGGAGGCUCCUCACUAACUGGCGGUGUUGCCGGCACAGGGACACUUGGUAGCGCAGUUCCGUCUACAGGGGCGAUUAGUGGCGGAGUAGCUCCUUUACCAAUUCCCGCUGCUAACCCUGCAGGGAGUUAUGGGUUAUUGUGA